Molecule: messenger RNA, 285 nt
Organism: Lathyrus sativus (Indian pea)
Lineage: Eukaryota; Viridiplantae; Streptophyta; Magnoliopsida; Fabales; Fabaceae
Source: the annotation of a GenBank genome assembly
AUGCACAUACCAGAUAUUUUCAAGGUUCUGAGUGUAUUCAAAGUAUACAGCGAAAGCUUCCUUGGACUUUCACACCAGCAAAAUUGGCCAACAUAUGAAGGAUUUACUCUUUGUCAUGGCGAGACAAUGGGAAAGAAUAAGAAAGGGCGUCCAAAUAGUACAAGAAUUACAACUGAAAUGGACGAUUUUGAGAAAGAAAAGAGAAGAUGUGGUAUUUGUCGAGAAAUUGAUCAUAUGCGGAGAAAAUGUCCGAACGUGGCAGGCCCGUCAAAUUGGCCCGUCUAA